Drosophila suzukii is the source of this 5060-nucleotide messenger RNA. The record is from RefSeq and is a predicted model, not a curated record. NCBI's taxonomy places the organism in Eukaryota, Metazoa, Arthropoda, Insecta, Diptera, Drosophilidae.
GGCGGGUCGCGAGAAUCCCGGCGGUGUUACCCAAUAUAAUAGAAGAGAUGACGGCGAAAAAUCACAGUAGAAAUUUACCGAGUAGGCGAGCCAAAAUCUGUGUCACACGCAAAUCCCGAAAAAAGGAAAAAACAUUAAAGACCAACCAAGAAUUUCUAUCGAUCCAUCGGUUUAUGGAAUCAAGUGAACCAUAACGAGUCUCCGGAGUUAAUCGUGCGUAGAGCGUCAUGGACUUCAUCGCGAGUAUAAUCAAAAGGCCCAAGAGCAUCGCCACCACUGGCAUUACCACCACUCAGCCAGCGGCCAUGGAAGCAUCAGAAGUUCGGCAUCCUUCACCAAGGGAUAAUGGCAUUACCACUGGCAUUGCCACCACUCAACCAGCGGCAACGGAAGCAUCAGAAGAUAAACAUCCUUCACCAAGGGAUAAUGAAGGAGAUUCUCCUAUCUCCUUGCACCUGGGCACGCUUCUGGAGUCUGCCGCAGAAGAUCUACUGCAAUUGGAGGAGCAGCACUGCAUUCUCCUGAAGGAGCCCAAUUCAAUCCCACUGGCAGCCUCCGAAAACAGCAGUAGUAGAGAAACUAUCCAGCAACUCUUAAGCGAGAUAAACGUGAAUCUUAACCAAGUUAGUGCUAACGAAAUGGAGCACUUACAGGCUAUGAGUGGCGAGAUGAGUCCGCUGGCGGUGAAGCCCAGUCCCAAGCCAUCAAGCAUGGAACAACAGAAGGCUCUGGCCGCUGCUCUGGGCCAUCAGACGGUGGCAACAGGUUGCCUCAAGCUGGAUGUGGACGCGGUUCCAAAAUUCGGAGGGCUUCCCGAGUUCGAUGAGACGCAAAUACCAGAACUGGCUCCUUUAAGUGCCGAAAUGGAGGCUCAACUGAAGUCAAACCAUUCGGACUCGGAUGUUUUCGUGGAGUGCUUAUCGCUUCACAGUGAGCGGUACACGGGAGAUCGCUCUGAAUUGGAGGCAUAUUCAAGUGCCCUUAAUGAUGUGCUAGAGCAACAGUUGUCCAUGACCUCGGUCGCUACAAUGGAGAACGAAUUCGAAGAUCCUUUGGCUGUCAGCCAGCACAACAACGUCAGCUAUGAAGCUAUGGAUGUGGAUGAUAUCAACGAAACCAUGGAAAUGUUAAAAGAUGUGUUGUGUCCCGAAGACCAUGAGCUAUUACAACAGCAAAUGCUUAGCAAAACUCAGUCUAUCGCAGAGAUGAAUCUUAAGCAGGAUCAAGGGAAACAGGAGCAGGAGAGGAUAGAAGGGUUCUCCGUUGUGCAAAUACAGUUGGAUAAAGAACAGGAACUUAUAAGUCGAACUGAAGGAUCGCCCCCUGGAGAAUCAGGACAGUCUGAGCAGGCUAAUGAACCAUCCCAACGGACUGAAUUCGAUUGUUCAAGGGACCUAAAGAAACAAGAGUUUGAGAAGAGGGAAGAAAAUCAGGAGAAUGCAGCACAGGAAACACAGCAACAAAGUUCCGAAGAAGUAUUACAUAUACUGGACGUUCAAGAUCCUAUCCAUAACGCGCCGCGGCCGGAAUCAGAAAAUUCUCACGCGCCCCUGAAUUUUCAUGAGCUUCUAGAACGCCCAUCGGAAGAUGAUCGGGAUGAAGACCAGAUAACUUCAGUGUCAGUAGAAACAAUCAAGGGAUCUGAAAUGAAAGAAGCAGAAUUCUGCCUUGAACAAAAUGCGUCACCAGCUGUGGAGGCCACCGAGGAGAAAAUAACUGAGGAGGAGUUUGAGCCCAUGGAAGUGGAUGAGUCCAUGAAAGUGGAUGAUGCCUCGGUGAUAAGGUCACCUCGACAGAAUCAAUUGGAAUCGCAGGCACCUAUUUCAAAUACCACCUUAAACGUUUUCAAAGAAAAAGAAACGGAUUUAAUAAAACAGCCUUCUCAGAACCAUCAAUUGGAUCAGAACAUUGCAGAGCAAGAAGAUUCAUUGAAAUGCAUUAAUGUGGAGCCACCGCCAGCUCCGCUGUCACCCCCUAUACCGACGCCCCAAUCCAAAAUGGAGGAGCUGGCUCUUUCUCCGCCCAUACCCACUCAUCGUCCAAAAACCGCCGAAGAACUAGAAUUUCUGGCUUUGAGGGAGUUGCCUUUGCCUGAUGAGAUUCCAGAGUUGGAGAAAGUGGGAGUGAAGGAGCAACAGCAUCACCCCUCUACGGUUGUAGUAGUCACCCCCACACAAAAGCGUUCUAUGACGCCCUUGUCUUUGGAUCUUGGCGGUAGCACGGCAUGCAACUCGGAACCGACCUCGCCUAGUUUCCCCAUUAGAGGACCAGUGGAGAAACCGUCCCACUUCCCUCGCUCGCCUCAUGCUCCACCGGAGCUGGAAGAUAUGCCCUACUUGGAGGAGGCUGUGGUUGAACCGUCUUUGGAUCGCAAGCAAAGCGUUUUUGAAGCUGGAGUUAUCGCUAAAUCAGCAGUGGCUAUUGCGAUAACUCAACCGAGUCCGGAGAAGCAGGAACAUCUCAACAAAACCUUGCCCAUGAGCGAGCAUUCGCCCAUACUCUUAAAUGGUACCUUCGACAGCGGCAAGAUAAGGGAUACAAAAUUAGAGGCGGAUACAGCAGAUUUUGAGGGUUCCUCCACAUUUGCUGUAAGUCUUGAAUCGGUCGGGGAUCAUCAGCGACGAACUUUUUCGGUGAUUCAGUCCACUGCGGAAAAGGAGGAGGACAAAUCUCGCAGGACUUUCUGCAAGGAAAAUCCACGCCGUACCUUCUGCUUGGAUCAAAAUGCUUCUCCAGCGAUUGAGGCUACCGAGGAUAUAAUUGCUGGUGAUGCCAUGGAUGUGGAUGUCUCUAUGAAGAUGGAUGAGGUAACCGUGAUAAAGUCACCUCAGCAAAAUUAUAAGAAAUCCCAAGAACCAGUUUUAAAUUCGCCACCGAUUCCCACCUACCAAAAUCUCAAAAGAGCCGCCAUCCAUGAGGCGCAUUCUCCGGUCUCGCCGCCUGGAAAUGCUACCGUUGUCCUAGAGGAGCAAGCCCUGUCCGCCAAGGAGCAAGCCACUCUAAGUGCUAGCGAUGAAAAGGACGAUGUGUUUGUAGAGCACUUUGGUGCCAUAUCUCCUGUUUCGGAUGACAUGUUCAAGACCCCGCAGUAUACCAGCAGUGGCUUCAACAACCAAGCGAAGAUUAAGGCCAAUUCUGCUGGAGAAAUAGGAAAAACUGCUUCUGUAAUGAGCAGACAGAGGGGAGAAGCAGCUGGCGAGGAGGAGCCGGUCCUUGAUGCAGAGUUCCGGGAUGGCGCCAGCAACCAAAACUUAAUACUGAACUCAUCAGAUUUUGAUUAUUUGUACACGAAAGGCAGCAAUAAUGCCCCCAUCGACCGUAGUUCGUUGCUGCUGAAGUUCGAUCCUCUUCUUGGAGCUCCCGUGCCGGUUAAUCAUCUCAAUCAGCAGGAGCAGGCUCUUCUGAACAUUUUGGGAGCAAACCAGAACAGGAUCCUCAGUCCCACAUUGGAGGAGCACGAGACAAGUGGCGGCAACCAAUCAUUUGGAACAGUAUCCAGUGCCAAAGAUACCGCCAAGAAAUUGGACUUUAAGCCACCUGUGGAUAGGACAAAAAAGCAUGUUAAAAUGAGUGUGGACGUCAUUGAUAACGAUUGCAACAAGACCUUCGAUAAUUCAAGUGACCUGAACACGGAGGAUAAGACCAUAAACUACAACAAUAUGGAUGAGCUAGAGAAGAAAAUCAAAAAUGAAGUGACCCGGUCUGAAGACAUUGAGAAGAAGCUGAAGGAAGGAGAACAACGCGAAGAAGCGCUGAUUAAACGUAUAACAGAAAAAGACAAAAUAAAUGCAAAACUAAACGGUGUCAUCGAGGCCUAUGAGAAGGCCAUUGCGGAGCUGAUCAGUGAGAAGGAGCAGCAAGCGCAGCUCCACGAGAGGCAGUUACAGGAAGUGCAGGCAGACCGAGACGCCAAUUACCACCACUUAACGUCGCUGGAAACGACAUUCUCCGAUCUGCAUGUAAAAUACGAAAAGAGCAAAGAGAUGACCACGCAGCUCAAAAACAACGAGGAGUCUCUCCUGGCGGAGCGAAGGCAGAUGAUGGACAAUCUGCGGUUGCAGGAACAGCGCUACGACAAGAUGAAAAACCAUGCCAUGCAACAGUUGGAAAUUGCCAACAAAAAGCUGGACACCUACGCGAGGGAACAUGCGGACGAGUCGAAAAAACUGAAAGCUUUACUCAAGAAGGAGGAGAUCUCGCGGGUGUCGAUGACGGAGCAGCUGCAGCAGAAGUCGCGCGAGAACGCCGACCUGCUUAAGAUCUGCGAGGAGCUCAUCUACGGCAAGGGACAAGGUGGUAGUAGUUAAACUCAACCCGCGGAUUACCCGGAAUGUAUUUUAUGUUGCUGUAAAAUCGCACACACUCAUCACAACAUCUCUCAUCAGGCAUGUGGAGCCCAUCUCGCAGCAUGUCCGUAGAUCCGUAACUGCGCCUCCAUCAUCAUCUCCAUUUGUAUCAUGGUGUAAUAACUGCUCGGUAGCGUGCUCUUAAGUGAAUAAGAAAAUGCGAAUGCACAAUUGUAUCAUUUUGCCAACUACGUUAAUGUUGAAUUUCAAGAUAUACACCUAACGUUCCGACGAAUAUUAUACUUUUUCUAGAUUUUUAGUUGACCCGUAAACACUCACUCACACAAGUCACAGGCAGACCCAUUGCGUUCCAUUUGAGUUCCCUCGCCUUACGGGUCUGGUUGCCCGGCAUAUGUUACUAAUUCUCUAUCGUAUCGAAUCUGUCUACUGAUUUAUGUUCUUUGAUAUUACAUGGCGAUGAGUUGUGCCGGAAAACUGUAUUUCGUUUGUGGUUUAGCAAAUGGCCAGCGAAGCAAAUCAAUAAUGUGCAACGGCAGCUAAAUCAACAUACAAAUGGAAUUAUAAAGAACAGCGUUCGCUUCAGGCGAGCCUUUAUUUAAUGUUUAAGUUUAAACAUAGUUUAAUUUAAUUGAAAAUUUGUAAAAGUCGUACUAAGAAUAUCUCUAUUACAUACUAGUACUAAACCAAGAAGCGUAAAAAACGAAACGGAAACAUUUACAAUACACGCAAAAAAUUUAUUUAUGCAUAAAACUA